Penicillium subrubescens is the source of this 1290-nucleotide messenger RNA. RefSeq lists its product as uncharacterized. The record is from RefSeq and is a predicted model, not a curated record. The transcript is spliced from 2 exons. The coding region runs from base 245 to 715 and encodes 156 amino acids. Lineage: Eukaryota; Fungi; Ascomycota; Eurotiomycetes; Eurotiales; Aspergillaceae.
CGAGAAUCUGUCUGGCUGGUCCAGAGAUUUCUUAACUCACUACUCAUUGGACUCGCUGAAGCUCUGAGUGGCACUUACAUUUUGUGCUGAUCUCCUCGGUUGCCAAUUCCCCCCCCCCAUCGAAGCUAUUGGGAGUUCUCUUUACUCCGCACCGUGCCGAGAGCUCAAGCUCCAACAUAUUGAAUUGCCUGUUGAGCAAGAAUCUUGCAGCUCGCAAUCAUUCUACUAUACCCUCACCUCCAACAUGCCACCACCACCCAGCCAAAGGGCCGACAUUGAGCCCCCAGAAGAGAUCACCUCCGAAGCCGCCAUUGGAUUUGCGACGGGCGUAUUCCGCUUCGGCUCCGUCUCCAUCCUAGCCCAUAUGAUCAUGAGCCUCCCCCACCCCUUCACCUUCACCGCACCAACACCCCCCACGACACAAUCCCAAUCCCCAUCCCAACCCCGUCCACGCCCAUCACCAUUCUCCCGCGAAUACCUGCGCUCCCGCCUCUUCUACAGGCCCAUUGAAGGCUUCUCAGAGUGGCUCUCCCCGGCAUCCCGGGUAUACCGUGGCCUGACACCGCAGUUCAAGGUGUUUUUGCAGAUUGCUGCGAUGACCCUUGGAGGUUGUAUUUGGGCUGAGAGACGGGUGAAUGAGUAUAUUGAGGUUAUGAGAAGGGUGAAGCGGGCGGAGAGACUACAGGCACAGUGGGAGGAGAGAUCUCGUCGGUAGUUUUGGAUUGGGGUGUUAUGAAGGAUUGAAAAGUAGUGACUGUUGGGCGAGACGAAUUGAGGCCGCAUGGCGCGGAUGAAUAUCACAUAACGGCCUUGAAAAUGGGCUAAAAUGGGUUAGAUUAAUGCCGAUCUCGUCAGGGGAUGAUUGAAUAAAAGGAAAGAAAGAAGCAAUUACUCGUCACCACGAGCAGGGAGAUUUGCUUUUGCUUUUUUGAAUGUUGAUGAUAUGACGUCAAUUAUCAUGACUCGAGUACAGUACAUACAUACGUACAACCCAAGACCAACUCCAGUUCCAGCGAAUGCAGAUCUCCGGGGAAACCAAACCAGUCCCAGGGUUGUUAGUUUAUGACUACAGUAUGUAAUUAUUGGGAUCCCCUUUCGUGGGCCCUGGGGACAUCAGACUCGCCCUUGAAAGCAUCCAUCGUGGUGCGUAAGUGGGCGAUCCUGGUGGAUCCCCGGAGAUCGAGUUACAUGGAGUACCGUAGUAGUACUGUAGGGGGGAAAUUAAGAUGUCCUUGGGUAUGAUUGCAUAUGAAAUUGUGAUUGGGAUUAUCCAGUACUUGUCGAUCAAUU